GGAAACAAAUCAGCAGGAAGAGAGCUGGUGGAAGGGGGAAGCGGGGAAACUGUUCGCUCGCUCGGACAGCUGAUGUAAUGCAGUGUAAUGUGAAGUAAAGUAAAGUAAAUUAAUGGCGGCCGGUUGGCGUUGAGCUCAGAUGGCGGUGUGUGCCAGGCUGUGUGGCGUGGGCCAGUCGCGGCGGUGCAGGCGGAGACAGAGACACGGCCAGCGCGAGCAGGACAGCGACUCCGAGGUGGACAUGGACGAAGAAGAAGAAGAGGAGGAGAAGAUCGUCGGUAAAAGCAAAGCUCGGGCCCUCAGCGGCUGCUCCAGGAGCCGUGACGCGGUGUGUGACAGCGGCGCCUCGGCCAGUCGCAGCGCCGCGGGCUCCGGGGAUGAAGCAGACACGGCCUGCGCUGCAGCAGCGCCGCCUCCGCCGCGGUCUCUCCUGGAUUUACCGCCCGAGCUGCUAGUGGAGAUCUUCUCCUCCCUGCCCGGCACGGCGCUGCCCAGCCUGGCCCUGGUGUGUAAAACAUUCAGACAGAUCCUCAGCACCGAGACGAUCUGGAGAAGACGCUGUGCAGAAGAAUUUGGCAUGAAGGAUGACCUGCGUAAGAUGGAGGUGGCGGGGGUAUCCAGCCGGGAGCUUUAUGUCAAACGUGUGAACCCGAGGGUGAAGUCGGGGCGUUUUAUGAAGCUCCUGCCUGAUUAUGAGCACAUGGACUACUGGGACGUGUACAAACGCUUGCUCCAUCCAUACAGAUACAUUUUGGGUCUCUGGCAGCCAGACAUAGGCCCCUAUGGAGGUCUGCUAAAUGUAGUGGUGGACGGAUUGUUCAUCAUUGGCUGGAUGUAUCUGCCGCCCCACGAUCCACGUGUAGAGGAUCCCAUGCGGCGGCGUCCUCUUUUCCGCAUCCACAUGUGGGAACGUAACAAAGCCACAGUGGAGUGCAUGUACGGCCACAAGGGGCCUCACAAAGGGGACAUUCAGACAGUAAAAAAAGAUGAGUUCUCUACCAAGUGCAACCAAACAGAUCAUCAUCGAAUGCCAGGAGGAAGACAGGAGGAGUUCCGUACAUGGUUGGAAGAGGAAUGGGGACGGACGCUCGAGGAUAUUUUUCAUGAACACAUGCAGGAGUUGAUUCUCAUGAAGUUUAUCUACACCAGCCAGUAUGAUAAUUGCCUGACCUAUCGGCGGAUCUACUUGCCCCCGUGCCUCCCUUCAGACCUUCUGCAGCCGGGCCUCUUUAAAGGUACAUACGGCAGCCACGGCCUGGAGAUCAUUAUGCUGAGCUUCCACGGCUCUCGGGCCAAAGCCACUAAACUUACAGGUGACCCUAAUGUCCCAGCGGGUCAGCUGACCUUAGACAUAGACUUGAGUCGGCCAGUGCAGCUGCCUGACUUGGAGCACCAGCGAAACAUCGAGGAGCUUUCUCGCUUGGUAAUGGGAGUACACGAAGAGAUUCAGAGGGGUGCGCUGGGUAUAGAUGCCCCCACCGUGGGUAACUGUGGUGCUUCAGGGGCAGAAAGUUGUGAUGCUGCCUCUGGAUCUGGAGCUGAGGAUGCAGGGAGUGCUGGAGCUUCAAGCAGUCAGGGUGAACCUCAGCCGUUUGUCCUGCCUUUAGGGGUCAUGGCCCGCAAUGAGGUGUACCCACGAACAUGCAAGAUGUGUUUCUACGGAACAGGUCUGAUCGCGGGUCAUGGCUUCACGAGUCCGGAGCGCACCCCUGGCCUGUUCGUCCUAUUUGACGAUGACCGCUUCGGGUUCAUCUGGCUAGAGCUCAAGUCUUUCAGCCUGUACAGCCGCUUAACAGACAAGCUGGAACAUGCUCAGGCCCCCAGCAUGGAGCGCUUUGAGUCCAUGCUUCGCAACAUGCAGUCCUGGACAUCCUGAUAGGCAGCCUUUUCAGCCGAUUUACGCUCAUUUAGCCGAAAAGUCUUCCUGAACAAGUCUUUUAUCACAAAUCUAAAGUCUUUUUGCAUAAGUUCUAGGAACAUUUAAUCUUUAUUUUAAAUCCCUACUGAUCAUGUUUAAAGAUGUUUGAUGGAUUUUUUUUUUUUUUAAUGGAAGUUGCUGAGAUUCCAAUCGAAUACGAGCGAUUGUAUGUCACCACUCUGCCAUCUUGAAACCGCCAUGUUUAAUGCAGCCUGUAUGUUGGUCAUAGGGUGGCCAUUUCCAUAACACCAAAAAGGAGGAUGCUUUGCAAAAUUCAGUGAAGCCAAGACAAAAACAGAAAAAUAAUCCCAAACCCAUAACACAGAAUGAGACUCUGGUGCACUUACCAUGAAUGAUGUUUGACACUUUUGGCUUUUGUCAAGUUUCAAGUUUAUUUUUUAUAGCGCUUUUAGCAAUAGACAUUGUCGCAAAGCAGCUUUACAGAAUUUAAUGACUUUAAACAUGAAUUAAUUUGAUCCCUAAUCUAUCCCCAGUGAGCAAGCCUGUUGUCACCCCUUUUUGCAAUGGAUGAGUCUGUGCAGAUCUCUUGGUCAACUUUUACUCCACAGUCAACACUCCUGUUUGACUGUAUGAUAAACUUUACAAAGAUCCACAGCGGAGAUCUUGUCAUUUUAGGUGAUGAAGCUUCACGGAAAUAUGAUGCGUGAAGAGGCAGGCACCUGUGCUCUGACUGUUGUCUUUGUGCUUGUCUGUGCAGCAUGUCGCUCGAUUGCGCCUUUCCUUUUGCUGCUUGCGUCUGCAUCGCAACAACACAGCAUACAGUAAGCACGGAAGUCAUCCUUUCUGCUUUUUGUGAUGAAUUUGAUGAUCUUUUAUCCAUUCAAGAUGAAACGAAGUUUCUCUUUUAAGCAUUUUUGCUACAUUACAAGUAGGCUACCGGUAGACGUAGGCUAAACUGGGUCUGUAGCUGGCCAAACCGUCUCUGACCUGACACGAUGUGACCUCAAGCCACAUGACUAAUUUGGUUAUGUUCAGCUCUUGACCACUGAAAUUUCAAAUAUUUAUUUGAUCUAAAUCUUCAUCUAAAGAUUUGUUAGAUCAAAAGUCUUUACGGAGUCUGUAAUUCGUAUUAAUACCAUUUACUCAUUCUUUCUCUAAUGGCAUAUUAUAGAGAUGAUCUCAAAAGGAGGACAAAUGAGCAUCCGGCUCAAAGCUGCGCCAGUACACAGAUAUGUUAAGCUUAAAAGAAAAGAAAACCUAUUUUUAAAAUAGUUAUGAAGAUAGAUUAUGAUAUAAACUAAUGAUUCAUGUGAAUAAUUGAAAAUAAGGAGCUCACACAACUAAAAUAUCCAUCUCCAAAAGUCAAGUUUCUAUGCAGAAUGGACGAUUUCAUGGAUGCCGCCAUUGAAAAUAUUUUAACCAAUCAGAAAAUCCCCCUGAUGGUUUCCGGCAAUGUUCUGACGUCAUUUGAACGCAAGCCAGAAGCUCUGCAUAGCGAGUAAGACUUGAAGCUGCACCUGGCUGGAGAUUAUUUCAUUAAAAGUUUAUCUGAAAAAAAAACUGAAAGUCCAUUUCUUUAACAAAAAAAGUGGAGGGGGAAGAUAAUACUGAUGUCGCUGAUAAACAGCAAGGGAAUAGUGAACAGCUGAUGUACUCCUACAUGACUGAAUGGGGGAAGGCAACUUUUUAUAUUUAUAUCCCCGGUACAAGUAGUGCUGCCGUGACAGCCUCGUUCUGCAGACUGUAACCUUGCUAGACAACCUACAAACAGAUCUGCAUAUAAUCUGACUUACUGAAAUCUGUCCAAGAGGCAAGUGCGUGAGGUUUUUUUUUUUUUUUUUUUACACGUUCCUGGCAGCAUAAGCACUCGUUAGCACGCUUAGCAUGCUCUGGAUUCAUUCAUGAAAAACUUCAAGACGCCACCAGGCCAGCCUACCAUAAUUACUGUAGUAGACUGUCCAACCCCUGCGGCAACGCAGAAAGAGGGUAAACAAGCACUGCUUUACUAUACAGGAUUCAUGUGACUAUUACCUGAGGAUGCAACAAUGGCAGAAGUGAAAAAACUAGCCUGCAUAAACCCCCAAAGUACAAAAAGGUAAGAAGGUAAUGGAUAAAUGCCAUUUGCCGCACAGGGACAGACCUCUCAUGGGCUGAAUGGAACAGUUCUUCGGGUGCAAAAACAGCACAUUCGCAGCUUGUGUGCUCGGAACAUUUUGAAGAAAAUUGUUUCAUUCAAACAACUCAUCUGUGAAGAUUCUCAGUCAUCCAGGUCAUGGUAAACUGUGGGUGGUA
This is a messenger RNA of Neoarius graeffei (lesser salmon catfish), 4171 nucleotides long. RefSeq names its product F-box protein 31 (gene fbxo31). The record is from RefSeq and is a predicted model, not a curated record. Lineage: Eukaryota; Metazoa; Chordata; Actinopteri; Siluriformes; Ariidae. Gene Ontology annotation, molecular function: protein binding. The coding region runs from base 140 to 1876 and encodes 578 amino acids. The transcript is spliced from 10 exons.